AUGUCACGGGCUUUUGGCACAGCUUUGUGCUUGCGGCACGGUUGCCGUCGAUCCAUCCUGCUGCCUCAGAGCCAGUGCAGGAUUCAGCUCGCUAGGCGGCACCUCGCGGACGUGGCGCUCACGUCCGAGGAUGAUGAGACGAGACCCCAGCGUGCCCGAAACAAGGGCAUUAGCUCCGCCGACCCCUUGCCCGGGCAGGUGGUGGAGGUUCUCGGAACAGAGGAUGUGGAGUCGUUCCCGCGGCUUCAGAGGCCCUUCGUGGAUAGGAUCUGGCUUUCGGCGAAGGCUGGCAACGGCGGAAGCCCAGCACCGAAUGCAAAUCGAAAGCCGCACAUCCCCAGCGGACCUGGUUACGGAGGUCAUGGAGGGGACGUGAUUCUGAAGGCAACGACCCAGAUUGAAAGCUUUCUGGAUGUGCCGGAAGAGGUCAAGGCAGAAGCUGGCGGAGAUGGACACGACACGUCCCGCGGGUUGCAGGGCAAAGACUACGUGCUCCAGGUGCCGCUCGGCACCAUCGUUCGUGAGCGUGUCUUCACUGGCGAGCGCACGCCAGAAGGCCGCCGGAUUUUCCUUCCGCAGUUCAGAUACCAGUUCCUGCGCCACGAAGAUACAUACGUUGUGGCCAAAGGAGGUAUAGGUGGCGUUGGGCCCAAGUCGUUCAAGAAGGGCGACAGCCGACGCCCGACCCACGGCCAAAGGGCCCGUCUCGAGCUCGAGCUGCGCCUCAUGAACGAUGCAACCUUGGUCGGCGUGCCUAAUGCAGGAAAGACCUCGCUUCUUGCAGCCCUCAGCCGGGCGCACACGCGAAUUGGGCCCGAGGAGUUCAGCACCACCAGGCCUCACGUGGGGGUGAUCCAGUUCCGGGACCGCGUGGAGAUCCGCCUUUGCGAUCUGCCAGGCCUCUCGGAAGGAGCACACGAGGACAAGCUGAUGGGUCGGCGUAUUCUCAGGCACACCUACCGCUCAAGGGCCUUGGCAUUCGUGGUUAACGUUGCUCGAGGAGAGUCCUCAGAGCACGACGUCCUUGCCGAGGUGGAGAUGCUUCGCGAGGAGGCCAUCCGCUUUGACCCCUUGAACAAGGAGAAGCCCUGGAUGGUCAUCGGGACGAAGUGCGACCUGCUGCACCGUGAUCCCCUGUUUCACCUCGACAGUCUCUUUUACAGACUGCGGGCACGGUACGGAGAGGAGGUGCCGGUGGUGGGAACGUCCUCGCGCUUCGGACUGGGGCUGACUCGCACAGUGAGGACACUCCGGCAGCUAAUCUAUCCCGACAUGUUGGAGGCGCGGCCGCGACUUGGGGCCGAUCCAGAGCUGCAGCGGCAGCCGAAGGUUCUCCAUGGCCCCUACAUUGGACCCUUGCCCUCGCUGGGCGAAUACGCGGACCCGAGGACGCCGCUGCCCGCGCCGGAGGACGUGCCAAAGCUGACGCCGCCAGGCCACAGUGGUGACAACGCCGAAGCCACUUCCCAAAUCUUUUCAACGAUCGCCCCGAUGGCGCCCGCGCGGAUACGCGACGAUGCGCUGGCUGCGGUGGCAACGUUCUUGCGAAGUGUCGGCCUGGAUCCCCAGGCCGCCAGCGUCGAGGAAGCGCGGAAGCUGAGCGGCUCCCCGAAGCAUGGCCUCACUUCGGCGCUGCGGGCCUUGGCGUCCGCAGCCCGGCGCGCCGCAGACUCCGCGGCUGCCGCGGAGGCGGAGGCUCCCAGUGCCAAGGAGGCAGCGGCACAGUUCACAGCGACUUGGCAGAUCCCCGGAGGGCAGGAAGUUUUUCUUAGAUCCGGUCCGCCCCUUCUCCCUUCAACCAAGAGUAUGCGGAGUGCCAAUAUUUGUUUGGAUUUAAACGACUUUUGUGAGGGAACCAAUCUUCCUAACCAAAUGGAAUGA
Molecule: messenger RNA, 1881 nt
Organism: Symbiodinium natans
Lineage: Eukaryota; Dinophyceae; Suessiales; Symbiodiniaceae
Source: the annotation of a GenBank genome assembly